AGCGCCCCUCGCCAGUCUCCGCUCGAAUCGCGGGCGAACGAACGUAUACGAAUGGCGCGCGCCAUUUCUAAACCGCUCGCCAACCCGACCAAAUUAAAUAAUCCUCUCUCUUACCGCGCGCUCCCCGCGUUCAUGCCGCCUUCGUAAACCGGCCGCGUUAUGUUCAGGUCAGACGACCGCGACUUCGAGUGGACGAACAACCAAGUGAUCGCGCUAGUUAAUGAAUACAAAAACAGGCCGUUGCUAUGGGACCAGAACCAUGACUUGUUUAGAGCACAGACCGCUAAAUAUGAAGCGUGGACGGAAAUCGCUCAGCUGUAUGACAUGGAAGUCACAGAUCUGCGCAAGAAAUUCAACUCGAUAUUGGCUUCGCAUCGCCGGGAAAAAGCCAGAGUUCGGUUCGGGACGCGCUCCAGUUGGUUCUUGUAUGAUCAUCUCAGCUUCUUGCCGAGCCACGUUGAUAACCCAAAAGACUCUGUGACGAAAGUGGUCGUGAAACCGUCUGAAGAACUAAUGGAAGAAGAAGACCAGGACAGUGAUUUAGACAAUGACCUCGACGUGUCCCAUCAAGAGAUCAUCAUCAAAAACGAGCCAGAGGUCACGACUCCACCCAAAAUGGUCACCUUGUACAAAAGACGACCCCGCAUCGUCAAGCACAUCGCCAAACCAAGGAACGAUACACCAAUAUCUGAAGCUAUGAAAAUCAUCAAAACUUCUACUGUAUCAAAAAGGAAAGACGAAUGUGAUAGCUUCGGAGACUAUAUAGCAGUGUCUUUAAGAAAACAUGAUGAACGGACUCGGUCGAUGAUCAAACAGGCUAUUAAUAAUAUACUAUUUGAACAGGAGAUGAAGAAGUAUAGUUCCCCACAUUUCACCAUGGUUGAUGUGGAAGAGAAUCCGCUCACUCUUGGUGAUGGAGACGAUGAUUGUGAUAAGUGAUGGACUGACGUUAGCAGUUAGUUGGUUGUAUUUACUUCUAAAUAUGAUAAUAGUUUUAUAGAAAGGUACUAUAAUAAUUCAUGUCUGUAACAAUGAAAAUAUCACUCCGAUUUACAAUUAGGUACAAUGCCUUGAAAGUAUAUUUUAUAAGAAGACUUUUGUUUGAAUAUGCCAUUAUAGUGUUAAUGGAGCAAUAGUAGGUACUAUAUUUAAUUUUAUUAGCUCUAAUUUGAAAAAUAACAAGUUGAUUAACAUUGUAUCUACGGAAAAUAUUAUUUAAACAUUCAAAUUGUAUAUAAUUAAGAUUUAGAUUAAUCUUAUCUAAGCUUGUGAUAAUAAAAAGUUGAAAACA
This is a messenger RNA of Colias croceus (clouded yellow), 1291 nucleotides long. RefSeq lists its product as uncharacterized. The record is from RefSeq and is a predicted model, not a curated record. NCBI's taxonomy places the organism in Eukaryota, Metazoa, Arthropoda, Insecta, Lepidoptera, Pieridae. The coding region runs from base 160 to 939 and encodes 259 amino acids. The transcript has 2 exons.